AUGGCUCAAGAAGAGAUGGAAGUUGAUCUCCAACCAGUGGCCGGUUACUCUGUAGAGAACCUCAGGACGCUUCCCACAGAGCCCUCUGGUCAUGCAGCGCUGUUGUCCUCUGCUCGGGUGCUCGGGGAAGGAGGAGGCAGCAGUUCAGUUCUUCCUACUGAUGACGCUGUUGUCAUACCCAGUGCUGGUACAGCGAGAGAAGCAGCUGCUGAGCCUGACCUGCAGUUGGGUCCUGCUGCGGCUCUGAAUGCACUGCAAAGGCUACAGGGCACGUUCGAUCCGUAUAAAAAACCUCUGACACAGGUCACGCAGCGUCCGCAAGUGAGGAGAGCUCGCCGGCAACAGAGAAUGGGUGGUUCCCAGAGGGCAGUCAGUGCCAGGGCAGCAUUGGACAGUUACUUUCAACUCCGCAGGACCCAAGAGCCAGCUACAGGACCAGUUCCACAUCUGGAGCCCUCACAGAUUGUGAGGGACAACCAGGAACACAGCUCAGACAGAAUCAUAGAAGUGAGUGACUCUGACAGCAGCACUUCUGCUGAGGAGGAGGAAGCAGUGGAGGCUGCAGCGCCGCUGUUACAGUCAGCCCAGGAGACCCCUCCAGCAGCUAGCCCAGGAGUUUCCAGCCAGGUCCAAGCAGAGCCACCUCAAGCUUUAUCUCAAGCUUCUGCAGAACAUGGAAGUCAUGAAGAUGAAGAGGCUGAAGUCCAGCAAAAGCAAAGGACUCCACUAAAGAAACUGGAACCGUCAGUUCCUGUUGCGCCACUGGAUGAGGAGGAAGGGGACACCUGUGCCAUCUGCUUUGAGCAGUGGACCAAUGCUGGGGACCACCGGCUCUCAGCGUUGCGGUGUGGACACCUAUUUGGUUACACCUGCAUUGAAAGGUGGCUCAAGGGACAAGCAGGGAAGUGCCCCCAGUGCAACAAGAAAGCAAAACGUUCUGACAUUGUGAUCCUGUAUGCUCGCACUCUGAAAGCGUUGGAUACCAGUGAACAGGAACGCAUGAAAAGCUCUUUAGAAAAGGAGCAAAUGUUGCGGAGACAGGCAGAGCUGGAAUCUGCACAGAGCCGUCUGCAGUUGCAGGUUUUGACAGAUGAAUGCAGCAAACUCCGCAAGCAAGUUCAGGAGCUGAAGGCUCUGGUGGCCCAGCACAAUGUCAGUGCUUCUCAGCAACCUAGCAGCUCCCGCACCUGCCUCCCUGGCAGCCUCCCAUCCAGCCAAAGCCAGCGCAAGUACCACCUGGAAAAGGUUUUUGUGGUGUCUCAGACUGGGAACUGCAGAGUAAUGGCGUACUGCGACUCGAUGAGUUGUCUCGUGGUAUCACAGCCUUCUCCACAGUCUACUUUUAUUCCUGGUUGUGGUGUUAAGAUGAUGAGCGUGGCCAACCUGAAGAGCAGUCAGUACAUCCCCAUCCACAGUAAACAGAUUCGGGGACUGGCUUUUGGCAGUCGAGCAGACGGUUUGCUGCUCUCUGCCGCUCUGGACAACACUCUCAAACUUACCAGCUUGGCAACAAAUACUGUGGUGCAAACAUACAAUGCUGGCCGUCCUGUCUGGAGCUGCUGCUGGUGUCUUGAUGAUACAAACUACAUCUACGCUGGAUUAGUCAAUGGCUCUAUCAUGAUAUAUGACUUGAGAGACACAAACUCUCAUGUCCAGGAACUAGUCCCUCAGAAGUCCAGGUGCCCCAUGGUAUCGCUGUCCUACCUGCCCCGGAUGGCCUCUGCGUCACUGCCUUAUGGUGGAAUAUUGGCUGGGACCUUGGAAGGAGCAUGCUUUUGGGAACAGAAGGCUGGCAACUCCUACCGGCCUCAUCACCUGCCACUGGAACCCGGAGGAUGCAUCGAUAUUCAGGCAGAGAUCCGCACACGGCACUGCCUCGCAACAUACAGGCCUAGUAAAAAUAACCCAUGUGUGCGUUGUGUGAUGAUGGAACUGACUUGCAGCCCACUGACAGAGGCCUCUGAAGAUGUGGUGUGUUCUUCUAACGCAGUUCAGACUUUCAGUGCUGGGCCCACCUGCAAGUUGCUGACCAAGAAUGCCAUUUUUCAGAGCCCGGAGGAGGACGGCAGCGUCUUUGUGUGUGCUGGGGAUGAAGCAUCUAAUUCUGCCCUGCUCUGGGAUGCUGGCAGUGGCUCCUUGCUGCAGAAGCUGCAGGCUGACCUGCCUGUGCUGGAUAUCUGCCCCUUGGAAGUGAACCAAACCCACCUCCUGGCCACUCUGACUGAGAAGAUGGUGAAGAUCUACAAGUGGCAGUGAGAGUGGUCCCCACACCUGCCACAGAGAGGCUUUCCAAAUAUGCUGCUGAUCACCCCUUCACAA
Messenger RNA from Leptosomus discolor (cuckoo roller), 2319 nucleotides. Lineage: Eukaryota; Metazoa; Chordata; Aves; Leptosomiformes; Leptosomidae. The record is from RefSeq and is a predicted model, not a curated record.